Molecule: messenger RNA, 423 nt
Organism: Colletotrichum godetiae
Lineage: Eukaryota; Fungi; Ascomycota; Sordariomycetes; Glomerellales; Glomerellaceae
Exons: 1
Coding region: 121-336 (71 amino acids)
Source: RefSeq, a predicted model, not a curated record
CCGCGCGCGCCCAAACUUUUGUCUUGCCUGGGUCGGAAUACAUGUAUCCCGUUCUUUGGCCCAAUACCACCCCGGAACAGCUCCGAGAGGAGGGCUAAUUAGAGGUAAGGGCAGGAAAGAAUGAAGGAAGGAGGGGGAAGGGAAGGAUAUGACGAGUCCCCCUUCGGGUUGCAGUACCCGAACCUCUCUCGCGUUCCUACUCAACCCACGAUCUCGAUACCGUGGCAAGCGUGGCCUCCUUUCCUGACCCGCGCGCCGGCACGCCCGCUUCCCACGAGUCAAGAGCCCCUCGAGGCUUGCGUGCAGCGUCGUAGGAGCAUCGAAUCUACUACGUAGAACGCCCUUCCUUUACCCCCCUGAUAGCGCGCCAUCGGAAGAGGGAAGUGGGGGCCCCGAAAAUGAUGUUCUGAUGCCGUCCGUAGA